Daphnia pulex (common water flea) is the source of this 628-nucleotide messenger RNA. RefSeq names its product solute carrier family 22 member 6-like. NCBI's taxonomy places the organism in Eukaryota, Metazoa, Arthropoda, Branchiopoda, Diplostraca, Daphniidae. Bases 1 to 504 code for a protein of 167 amino acids. The record is from RefSeq and is a predicted model, not a curated record. Gene Ontology annotation, biological process: transmembrane transport. The transcript is spliced from 4 exons. Gene Ontology annotation, molecular function: transmembrane transporter activity.
AUGUUUGCCGUGGAGAAAAUUGGACGCAGACCUAUGCUAAGCAGCGGUCUACUGUUAAGCGGUUUAAGUUGCCUUACAGUCAGUCUUGUUCCUACAGAUGUGGCUUACAUCAAAACAAUUUUUUCGCUGAUUGCCAAGUUGUUCGCUGCUUGCGUAACCGCCACUCUGUUCUCGUACACUUCAGAACUUUUCCCAACGUCGUCCAGAAGCGCAAUGGUUGGAUUGUGUUCCACCAGCGGCCGAAUCGGAGGAAUUAUAGCUCCAAUCAUUUCGGAUUGGGGGAAAAAUAAUGGACAAACCAACAUACCAUUUUUCAUUUUUGCCACCAUCAACAUAUUAAUUGGUUUCUUGAGUCUUCUACUUCCGGAGACUAAAGACACAGCUUUCCCGGCUACAAUAAAUGAAGCAAUUGAAAUGGAAAAGAAUUCGAUUGUCCUUCAGUUCUGGAAGAAAACUGAACGUAGACAGCACACACAAAAGGAUAACGCUGAUGACGUAUACUGAAAAACGAAAAUGUUUCUAGAUUCAUUAUUAAUUUUAUUUAAUUAUUUCAGUUCCGUAUUCUCAUUAAUUUUUGCCCAUUUGAAAAAUACCCAUAUAACAAUUGGAAUUAUUGUAAAAUGCGAAA